Messenger RNA from Anneissia japonica, 2384 nucleotides. RefSeq names its product cytochrome c oxidase assembly protein COX15 homolog. Gene Ontology annotation, molecular function: oxidoreductase activity, acting on NAD(P)H, heme protein as acceptor. Lineage: Eukaryota; Metazoa; Echinodermata; Crinoidea; Comatulida; Comatulidae. Gene Ontology annotation, biological process: heme A biosynthetic process. Gene Ontology annotation, cellular component: mitochondrial inner membrane. Bases 87 to 1370 code for a protein of 427 amino acids. The transcript has 10 exons. The record is from RefSeq and is a predicted model, not a curated record.
GCAACACCGGUUCCGUCUUGCACGCGUGUUUUUGUAAUGUUUUUGUAGAUGGGCCUAGAGAGAGAGAGAGGGAGAGCUGACAGAAGAUGUUUUGCAAAAAAUUUCCAGGUGUUUUGUAUGCGAACGUAGUUCAUAGCAAAGCUAGUACACAAUGGAUGAGUUUGAAAUCUAUACUCAAACCAAUUGUGUUGCAGAGAUCUUACUCAGCGUUUCCUAGAAUUUCUUAUGUUCGACAGCCAUUCACAUUGAAGAUUCUUGAGAAAACAUCUAGACUGAACAGGUUUGUUAGACCUAAACGUUGCACGGCCACUCAAGCUGCAGUUUCAGCAAGUGGUCAAAAAAUUGUAGGAUGGUGGUUGUUGGGUUGUUGUGGUAUGGUAGCCGGUGCAGUGGUGCUUGGUGGGGUUACCAGGUUGACUGAGUCUGGUUUAUCGAUGACAAACUGGCAUUUAAUUAAGGGCAUGAAACCACCAAGAAGUGAAGAAGAAUGGCAGAAGGAAUUUGAACGAUAUAAACAGUUCCCAGAAUACAAGUAUGUUCAUCAGGACAUUACAUUAAAAGAUUUUAAAUUCAUAUUUUUAAUGGAAUGGUGUCAUCGGAUGUGGGGUCGAUCGAUCGGUAUUGCGUACAUAUUACCAGCCAUCUAUUUCUGGAGAAAAGGUUGGAUCAGUAAGGCAUUAAAACCCAAGAUAUUUUUAUUUGGAUCACUUCUUGUCUUUCAGGGACUGCUUGGCUGGUUUAUGGUGAAAAGUGGCUUAGAAGAGCCUGCGAAAACAGACAUUCCACGUGUAAGCCAGUACAGGCUAGCCUCACACCUAGGAUCUGCCUUCCUUCUAUAUGCACUGAUGUUUUGGCAGGGCCUAUCUCACGUACUAAAGCCUACUCAAAUUGCAGAAAGUAAACUCCUACCUGUUAUCAGAAGGUUUGCACACGGUACUGUGGGUCUUGUCUUUGCCACAGCAUUAUCAGGUGCAUUUGUAGCUGGCUUGGAUGCUGGCCUUGUUUACAAUUCAUUCCCUAAAAUGGCCGAUAGAUGGAUACCUCAGGACAUCUUAACUUUUGACCCCAAAUGGAAAAACUUUUUUGAAAACUCGACUACAGUGCAAUUUGAUCACAGAAUACUGGGUAUUACAUCAGCUUUGACAGUCGGGACCCUGUGGGCUCUCACAAGACGAAUCCCUCUCCCGAAGAGAGCAAACCUUGCUGCCAAUUGCAUGCUGGGAAUGGUCUUACUUCAGGUGACAUUAGGUAUAGCCACACUGUUGUACUAUGUGCCUACAAACCUGGCUGCAUCUCACCAAUUUGGUUCUCUGUCUUUGCUAACCAUUGCUCUUUGGCUUGCCCAUGAGCUCAGAAGGAUACCAAAAUAAUCAACAGAUGUGGAAAUAUAGAGACAGCAAAUUUAUUAGCAUCAAAGACUUGGUUAAGCAUUACUCUUUGGUUAGAUGAUGCCUACAUUAAACAGGUCUCCAUCUUAUUAAAGAUCCUAAAAAUGAAAGACAACCUCCGAUUAUAGACCACAUUUUAGCAGCAACUAAAUAAAUGCCUAUCUUAUAUAUUUUUUAUAAUAUUAGCUCUGAUUGAAGACCAAAGAUGCUAAAGACUUAGUUUCAAAAGUGGUCUUUAAUUGGAGAAAGACUUUUUAUUUUUGAUUGAUAUUCUUUCCGAUGAAGGUAAAUUAAUAAAGGCAUUAUAUGUGACCCAAGACCACAAAAGGGCUGCAAACUCGCAUCACCAGGUGUCGAGAAAAAGGGCCAAAUAGACAUUAUAACAUGUAAUUGAGCAAAAUAUUAUUAUAUCAUAAAUAUAAAGUAUUACCUUUAAUCUUACUAUUUUUGAAGUUUGGGUUCUAUAUUUCAACUCUAAACCCUAAAAUUUAGUAAUUUCAUGAAGGCCAUUCUACAAGAAAUGUAUAUAAAUUCACCAACUUUCAAACCGCCAUACUUCGCUUCCAAACAACUUAUUCACCUACACAAAAUUCAGGCCCUAAAGUAUGUUCCAAAAGUAUUUAUAGUGCAUCGUACUAACAUGGUACAAAGCUUACGUAAAUGUAUACCUAAAUGAAGGAAAUAGACUGAAAUUAAUUUGAAGAAUACCAAACUGUUUCAUGACCUGUUGGAAAAGAUUUGGAAAGCCUCUGGCAAUGAAGCGGACCAGAAAUGAUUGCGGUUGAGUACAUGUUAAGAAACUAGUUGUGGUUAUUGAAACUUUAAAAAAAUAUUGACGCCAACAGAACAAUCAUCUGCACUAUUUUCAGUAAUGUGAAACUAAAACGUAUUGAUGAAGUAUAUCUACACAACGUCAUACAUGAUUUGAAUGACUAUAAGUGUUGUUUUUUAGUCACUUCAAUUUUUUUUAAAUAAAUUAUCCUCCGAAUAAUGUUA